AUGUCGAUUCUCAUCACCGGUGCGGGUGGUUACGUCGGCCAGGAAUUGGCCACUUCUCUCCUCGCAAGCACUCCAGCGACGACGACAGUGACAAUCACCGAUGUGGUCGAGCCUGAGAUCCCGGAGUCUGCCGCACAACUUGCAAGCCGUCUAAAGUGUGUCAAGGCCGAUCUCACCUCCACCAAAGAGGUCGACGAAUUGAUCACCGCCGCCCGUCCCUACGAAACAGUCUACCUUCUUCAUGGAAUCAUGUCCGGCGGCUCAGAAGCAAACUUUGAGCUGGGCAUCCAAGUCAACCUCGACUCGACACGAUACAUCCUUGACCGGCUACGCACCACCGCUCCCGGAACAAAGGUGGUCUUCACAUCAUCACUGGCAGUUUAUGGCCCUGCACCCCCUGGAUUCGUCAUUGAUGAGAAGAACUUCCCACCCGUGCCUUCAUCGUCAUAUGGAUCGCAGAAGCUCAUCGUCGAGACACUGCUGAAUGAUUACUCGCGACGAGGAUUCCUAGACGGCCGAUGCGUGCGUCUGCCAACAGUGACAGUGAGAGCCGGAAAGCCCACACAGGCUGCCAGCAGCUUCGCUAGUGAUAUCAUCCGCGAGCCAUUCCAUGGCAAGAAGGCUAUUCUGCCUGUGGCCAAGGAGACGGAGAUGUGGAUCUGCUCGCCGCACACUAUUAUCAAGAAUUUAAUCCAUGCCCGCACUGUUCCGAAGGAGGAGUUUGGAGAGUCAAGAUCUGUUAAUCUCCCUGGUUUGAAGGUUAGUAUUCAGCAGAUGCUGGAUGCAUUGCUGGAAGUUGGUGGACCGGAACGUCGGGCUCUCGUGGAGGAGAAAUAUGACGCUGCUACUGACAAGAUCGUGCAAUCCUGGACUCCUCAGUUUGAUACUGCGCGUGCGUUCAAAAUGGGAUUUUGCGCUGAUAUCUCCAUGAAGGAGAAUAUUAAGCAUUUUGCGAGCACAUUUGUAUGA
Molecule: messenger RNA, 969 nt
Organism: Penicillium soppii
Lineage: Eukaryota; Fungi; Ascomycota; Eurotiomycetes; Eurotiales; Aspergillaceae
Product: SDR family oxidoreductase
Exons: 1
Coding region: 1-969 (322 amino acids)
Source: RefSeq, a predicted model, not a curated record